GAAUGGGCAGGAAAGGGGGAAAACCUUGGGCAAACUUCGGAAUGCCUGGGUAACAUCCUUCUAUACUCCAGCCAGCUUGCUAAUCAACGAAUAAAAGUGAUUGCUAGCCGCCAAAUUUCUCUCGACGGAGAGCUCUAAACACGAGCGGUUGAGCAUUAAAGGAAAUUGUAUGCUUUAUAUGUCUGUCCUUUCCCGAACCAACCUUAUGUUGCAUUCCCCCACCCGCCCCAAGAAGAAGCCCCUUUUUGAAACGGCUAAUGUGCUAGCCAACUUGGCCCAUUAGCUGCAGUUGGAUCGUGGAAGGUCUUGGCGGCGCCAUUUUGAAUCUACUACCGCAGAUUACAUUUUUUCGGCCACCGCCUAUAUCUUUGCUUUUCAUCGAGCGUCUUUGAGGCGAUGAAAGGAGACCCCCCAAGAGAGAGCAUCCAGUAUUUAUUUUUUUCAUCUCAGAAGAAGAAGCAGUUUGUGAAAGAUCACGAUGUCCUUUGUCCGAGAAUGGCAGACCGGCUCCAUAUGAAGGCCUUUUUUUUUCAAGCGGUGUGGUGGAUGGAUCCGAGGACUUCACCCCACCUUUUCAUAAAAGUGUCCUCCUGGUAGUUAAAUAAUCACCGGCCCAUGUUUGCGUGCGUCUCUGAACGUACCAGACGAAGCCCAAGUCAAAAUGGCGUGGUCUCAAAAUGGACGCUCGGCUAAAGCUACGCUUCUGUAAACGCCGUAGCUACGCUAGUUUUCUAUUCCAUCUACAUUCAUCAUGGACAUUUGCCCCCACUUCAAUUAAAGCCACUUCCUUUGGCUCAAAUGAACUUUUGAUCGGCCAAGAAUGCUUGUUCAUCGCGGGAGGCAAGGCUGUUUCAGCAGGAGACAAAGAAGAUCAGGAUCAUUUCUGGAGAGCCUGUGGUGGAGGAAGCAGUGGGCUGCAUUUGCUGUUAGUCUGGCCCAAACAACUUCCGGAUAAAUGGCAACACGACAUGUUCGACAACGGCUACAGUGGAUUCAACGGCGCAGCAGGUGGCGGCGCUGGUGUCGAAACCGGAGGGAAACUUCUAGUCUCCAAUCUCGAUUUUGGGGUUUCUGAUGCCGAUAUUCAGGAACUUUUUGCUGAAUUUGGCACACUGAAAAAGGCUGCAGUCCAUUAUGAUCGUUCGGGAAGAAGCUUAGGGACUGCAGAUGUUCACUUUGAAAGAAGGGCAGAUGCGCUCAAAGCCAUGAAACAGUACAAUGGCAUCCCGCUAGAUGGGAGGCCCAUGAACAUUCAACUAGUCACAUCACAGAUUGAUACUCAAAGGCGGCCAAUGCAGGGUAUGAACAGAGGCGGUGGCAUGAACAGGGGCCGCGGGGGCAACUUCGGCGGCAUGCAGAGAGGAGGCCGCAUUGGAGGUCGUGGCAACUUCAGAGGACGGGGUCGAGGAGGCCGAGGCGGUAGCAAGCAGCCGAUAUCAGCAGAAGAACUUGACGCCCAGUUAGACGCCUACAAUGCAAGAAUGGACACCAGCUAAGAAGUGUUGCAGUUCUCCUUGGUCAUCCUUUCUUGUUCUGCACAGAAGGAUGCUUGUUACGAUAGUGCGAAUUGUUUUACACAUGGUUGUCCUGAUGUGUUUGGUCGUCGCUCCAGCUUCUUAACUGCUCUGAAGUGUUUUUUACCAUUCUUUUUCUUUUCUUUUUGACAAAAGUGAUUUUUGUCUGUAGGUUAAAAGUUGGAAUUUCCAAGUUCAUUCCUUAAAACUUGUAGUAAAUGAAACUUAUAAUAAAACCUGCGGUGUAUAUUAAUCAA
Molecule: messenger RNA, 1771 nt
Organism: Syngnathus acus (greater pipefish)
Lineage: Eukaryota; Metazoa; Chordata; Actinopteri; Syngnathiformes; Syngnathidae
Gene: alyref
Product: Aly/REF export factor
Exons: 6
Coding region: 678-1496 (272 amino acids)
Biological process (GO): mRNA export from nucleus
Cellular component (GO): nucleus
Molecular function (GO): mRNA binding
Source: RefSeq, a predicted model, not a curated record